Molecule: messenger RNA, 6186 nt
Organism: Pteropus alecto (black flying fox)
Lineage: Eukaryota; Metazoa; Chordata; Mammalia; Chiroptera; Pteropodidae
Product: probable maltase-glucoamylase 2
Exons: 49
Coding region: 1-6186 (2061 amino acids)
Biological process (GO): carbohydrate metabolic process
Molecular function (GO): carbohydrate binding; alpha-1,4-glucosidase activity
Source: RefSeq, a predicted model, not a curated record
AUGGCGAGGAAGCUCAGUAUAUUCGAAGUCCUUCUGAUCACCUACUUCGUAAUUGUAUUGGUCCUAGAUAUCCUCUUGCUGAUUCUGGUGUUGGAGAAACCCGAAACGUCAUUUAUUCCCGAAUGUCCAGAGAUCCCUGAAUCCGAAAGGAUAGACUGUGCUCCGGGCCAGACGGUGACAGAGGAAAUGUGCAGAUGGCGAUAUAAGUGCUGCUGGAAGCCUGUGACAAAUACUGAUGUCCCUAGGUGCUUCUUCCCCAGGAACUGGGGCUAUGAAGACAGCAGUGGUACAAAAAAUACCAGCACAGGGUUUACUGUCCAACUGAAAAGGUUGCCAUCCCCAUCUCUGUUUGGCAAUGAUAUCAGCGAUGCCCUCUUCACAGCUGAAUUUCAGACAUCCAAUCGUUUUCAUUUCAAGAUCACUGAUCUGUAUAACAAACGCUACGAAGUCCCCCAUGAAAGUGGUAAGCAGUUCAAUGGGACUGCCGACACCUCCAAUUUGAACUAUUUCGUCGAGGUCACCCAUAAACCCUUCAGCAUCAAGAUAACGAGGACGAGCAACCAAAGAGUCUUGUUGGACACGAGCAUCGGGCCCCUCCUGUUCGCCCAGCAGUACCUGCAGCUGUCUCUCCGGCUGCCCAGCGCCAACGUGUACGGGCUGGGGGAGCACGUGCACCAGCAGUACCGUCACAGCAUGGCCUGGAGGACGUGGCCCAUCUUCACCCGGAACAGCACGCCCACCCAGGGCAUGAUUAACCUGUACGGAGCUCACACGUUCUUCCUGUGCCUCGAGGACACCAGUGGCUCCUCUCUCGGAGUUUUUCUGAUGAACAGCAAUGCGAUGGAGGUCACCCUUCAGCCUGCACCUGCAGUCACUUACCGCACGAUCGGGGGCAUUCUUGACUUUUAUGUGUUCCUAGGGAACACUCCAGAACAAGUGGUGCAGGAGUACCUGGAGCUCGUUGGACGACCGUUCUUGCCUUCCUACUGGAAUCUUGGGUUCCAGCUGAGUCGCAGGAAUUAUGGUAGCAUCGAGGAAUUGGAAGAGGUCGUAAACCGAAAUCGUAAAGCUAUGAUCCCAUACGAUGUCCAGUACUCUGACAUAGACUACAUGGAUGCAAAGAAGGAUUUCACUAUUGAUGAAAAGGCUUUUCAUGGUCUCGCAGAUUUUGCCAAGAACUUACAUGAUCAAGGACAAAAAUAUGUAAUUAUUAUGAAUCCCGGCAUCUUAAACGAUUCUGACUACCAGCCCUUUACGAAUGGAAGUAAAAAGAGAGUAUGGAUCUUGUGGGACUAUGGCUUUGUCAUUGGGCAGGGGUACCCUGGAUGGACGGUCUUUCCUGAUUUCAGUAAUCCAGAUUGUACUCAGUGGUGGACAGAAGAAUUCCAAGCGUUCUAUAAGACUCUGGAGUUUGAUGGAGUGUGGAUUGAAAUGGAUGAAGUUUCUAGCUUUCUCCCCAAUUCUGCUCGUGAGUGUGAAGACAACAGCUUGAACUUUCCUCCUUUCACCCCUCGAGUUCUGGACCGCUCCCUUUUCGCAGGCACCCUCUGCAUGGACACCGAGUUUUUCCAGAACCUUCAUUAUGAUGUCCACAGCUUGUAUGGCUACUACAUGUCAAAAGCCACCGACACGGCCAUGAAGACUAUCUUCCCCAAUAAAAGGAACUUCAUCUUAUCCCGUUCUACUUUUGCUGGAUCUGGCAAAUUCGCUGCUCAUUGGUUGGGGGACAACGCGGCCAAGUGGGAUGAUCUCCAAUGGUCCAUCCCCAGUAUCCUCGAGUUCAACCUGUUUGGUAUCCCCAUGGUAGGUGCCAACAUCUGCGGUUACAUGGAGAACGUCACAGAGGAGCUGUGCAGAAGAUGGAUGCAGCUUGGAGCAUUUUAUCCACUCUCGAGGAAUCACAAUGGGCCUGGAUUCAGGGACCAGGAUCCCGCCGCCUUCGGGGAAGACUCCCUGCUGUUGAAUUCCUCCAGACAUUAUCUGAACAUCCGCUACACCCUGCUGCCCUAUCUCUACACCCUCUUCUACCGAGCUCACAGCCUUGGGGAGACUGUGGCGAGGCCCCUGGUCCAUGAGUUCUACCAGGACCCAGCGACGUGGGAGGUGCACGAGCAGUUCUUAUGGGGGCCUGGACUCCUCAUCACACCUGUUUUAUACGAAGGCGUGGCCCAAGUGAAAGCAUACAUACCAGAUGCCAUCUGGUACGACUACGAGACAGGGGUGGCCAUCCAGUGGCGGAAGCAGUUGGUGGAGAUGCUGCUGCCCGCCGAUAGGAUCGGACUUCACCUUCGAGGGGGCUACAUAUUUCCCACCCAGCAGCCAAACACCACCACGGAGGCAAGUCGGAAGAACUCCCUGGGACUCAUUGUUGCCUUGGACUAUAAGAGAGAAGCACAGGGAGAACUGUACUGGGAUGAUGGCGUGUCUCCAGAUGCUGUCGAUGAAAAGAAUUAUAUUCUGUAUGAUUUUUCUGUCACCUCUAACCUUCUACAGGCGAAGAUUACAAAUAAUAAUUACAAGGACCCUGAUAACCUCAUGUUCACAGACAUCAUAAUCUUGGGAAUGGACAAGCAGCCUACUAAUCUUACUGUCUUAGUUAAUAAUAUUUUCACCUCCAUAUCAAAUGUUGACUACAGCGCUUCAACGAAGGUGUUGAAAAUCACUGAUCUCAAGGGACUGGUACUAGGACAAGAAUUCUCCAUUACGUGGAAUCUUCCCGUCAGUGACCUGGAGAAGUUCAACUGCUACCCUGAGGAGCCCACCGCCUCCGAGGAGAGCUGCAGGCAGCGAGGGUGCCUGUGGGAGCAAACAGCCGUUCCUGGCGUGCCCACCUGUUUCUAUGACACCAUCCCUAAUUAUGCAGCCAGUAACAUCCAGUAUUUGCCUGCCGGCAUCACUGUGGACCUUCCCCUGCUGACCGCCCCCGGGUCAGCGCAAGAGGCAACACCGCCACCACCAACACGGGACACGCGAUCCUCCCCCUCAUCGGCCACGGCUGUCUCUGACCCUCUCUCUGCAAAGAUCAGCCUCCUUAACCUCACAGUGAUCUACCACACCGAAAACAUGCUACAGUUCAAGAUCUCCGAUCCCACUAAGAAGAGGUAUGAGGUCCCAGUGCCUCUGAACACCCCUUCCUCUCCUGUCGGUGCCUCUGAAAACCGCCUGUAUGAUGUGAGGAUUCAGACCAAUCCUUUUGGGAUCCAGAUUCGACGAAAAAACUCCAGCACUGUGAUAUGGGACUCUCAGCUCCCCGGCUUCACCUUCGACGACAUGUUCCUUUCCGUUUCUACUCGGCUCCCCUCUCAGAACAUCUAUGGCUUUGGGGAAACUGAGCACACGACUUUCAGAAGAAAUAUUAGCUGGAGCACGUGGGGAAUGUUUGCUCGAGACGAGCCCCCAGUGUACGAGAAGAAUUCCUACGGUGUCCACCCCUACUACAUGGCACUGGAGGAGGAUGGCAGUGCCCACGGAGUGCUCUUGCUGAACAGCAAUGCCAUGGAUGUGACAUUCCAGCCCACUCCUGCCCUGACAUACCGCACCACAGGAGGGAUUUUGGACUUUUACGUAGUUUUGGGGCCAACCCCCGAGCUGGUAACUCAGCAGUACACCGAGUUGAUCGGUCGGCCAGCAAUGAUUCCGUACUGGGCCUUGGGAUUCCAGCUGAGUCGCUAUGGAUAUCAGAGUGAUACCGAAAUCUCCAAUUUAUACAAUGCGAUGACAGCAGCCCAGAUUCCCUACGAUGUUCAGCAUGUGGACAUAGAUUACAUGGACCGGAAGCUGGACUUCACCCUCAGCACCAGCUUUCAAAACCUCAGUCUCCUGAUUGAGCAAAUGAAGCAAAAUGGCAUGAGAUUUAUCCUCAUUCUGGAUCCGGCCAUUUCUGGCAAUGAGACCCAGUAUCUCCCAUUCACCAGAGGGCAGGAAAACAAUGUAUUCAUCACAUGGCCUGAUGGUGAUAUUGUCUGGGGAAAGGUGUGGCCAGAUCUGCCCAAUGUGAAUGUGGAUGGAUCCCUUGACCAAGAAACUCAGGUUAAGCUGUACAGAGCCCACGUUGCCUUUCCUGACUUUUUACGAAACAGCACGGCUGCAUGGUGGAAGAAAGAAAUAGAAGAGCUCUACUCAAACCCCCGAGAGUCGGAGAAGAGCUUGAAGUUUGACGGACUGUGGAUUGAUAUGAACGAGCCAUCAAACUUUGUGAAUGGAUCUGUCGUGGGCUGCAGUGAUGAAAUUCUUAAUAAUCCACCCUACAUGCCAUAUCUGGAGUCCAGGGACCAGGGUCUGAGCAGCAAGACCCUGUGCAUGGAGAGCGAGCAGAUCCUGGCGGACGGCUCCCGGGUGCAGCAUUACGACGUGCACAGCCUGUACGGGUGGUCCCAGACGCGGCCCACCUACGAAGCUGUGCAGGAGGUGACAGGACAGCGAGGGGUCGUCAUCACCCGCUCCACAUUCCCCUCUUCUGGCCGCUGGGGAGGACACUGGCUGGGAGACAACACGGCUGCGUGGGACCAGCUGAGGAAAUCUAUCAUUGGCAUGAUGGAGUUCAGUCUCUUUGGGAUAUCUUAUACAGGGGCAGAUAUCUGUGGGUUCUUUGGAGAUGCAGAAUAUGAGAUGUGUGUUCGCUGGAUGCAACUGGGGGCGUUUUACCCGUUUUCCAGAAACCACAACAACAUCGGGACGAGGAGACAAGAUCCUGUAGCCUGGAAUUCAACCUUUGAGAUGUACUCGAGAAAAGUCCUCCAGACCAGGUACACCCUGCUGCCUUACCUCUACACGCUGAUGCACGAGGCUCACGUUGAGGGCAGCACCGUCGUCCGACCCCUUCUCCACGAGUUUAGCGAUGACAACACAACAUGGGAUAUAGACAGUCAAUUCAUGCUGGGCCCCGCCAUCCUAAUCAGCCCCGUGCUGGAAAGCAACACUUUCGAGAUCCGCGCGUACUUCCCCAGAGCCCGUUGGUAUGACUAUAGCACGGAAUCUGGCAGUGAAUCCACCGGUGAGUGGAGGGUCCUGGAGGCUCCCCUCGACCACAUCAACCUCCACGUGAGAGGAGGCUACAUCCUGCCUUGGCAAGAGCCUGCGAUGAACACUCUCUUGAGUCGACAAAAGUUUAUGGGAUUGACUGUUGCUUUGGAUGACAGUGGCACAGCUGAAGGUCAAAUGUUCUGGGACGACGGACAAAGCAUUGAUACCUAUGAAAAUGGCAUCUAUUUCUUGGCAAAGUUUACAGCAGCUCAGAAUGCAUUGUACAUUCAGACCAUAUACAAUAAGUAUUUGAAUGACUUGAAUCCCCUGAAAGUUGGAUAUAUUAGAAUCUGGGGGACAAGCUCUACUUAUGUGACACAAGUCACUGUCACCUAUGACAACCAGCAAUUCAUGGAGAUGAAUUUCAAGAGUGACCCCUACAAUCAGACACUAACUAUUCAAUUGACUGACAAGAUAAUCAGCCUGGAAAAGUUAACUGAGGUUACCUGGAUUCACAGUGGCGCUGUAGUUUCUACUACACCUUCGACAAGCGUUUUCUCCACGAGUUCUCUGCGUCCUUCCUUAUCUACUACUCAGACUACAAAUUCUGAGACCAUCACCACUAGUACUGUUACUACAAGUACUACCAGCACUAGUAUUACUCUUCCUAUCAUAACCACUCCUUUCCCUAUAGGUACUAGUGAACUUACAACUAGCACUACUGUUAUGGAUGUCACUACUCCUUUCCUUACAAGUACUACUGAACUUACAACUAGCACUACUGUUAUGGAUGUCACUACUCCUUUCACUACAAGUACUAGUGAACUUACAACUAGCACUACUGUUAUGGAUGUCACUACUCCUUUCCUUACAAGUACUGCUGCCAGCACUAGUAUUAUUCUUCCCAUCAUAACCACUCCUUUCCCUAUAAGUACUACUGAACUUACAACUAGUACUACCGAUACUGUUAUCACUACUCCUUUCCUUACAAGUACUGCUGCCAGCACUAGUAUUAUUCUUCCCAUCAUAACCACUCCUUUCCCUAUAAGUACUACUGAACUUACAACUAGUACUACCGAUACUGUUAUCACUACUCCUUUCCUUACAAGUACUGCUGCCAGCACUAAGCACCACUCAGUUCAUUUCUACUCCGCAUCCUCUAGGCACGCCUGGUACCGCCACCGCAGACAGCGUGUCUCCGACGGCACUUACCGGGAUCAUUAG